Molecule: messenger RNA, 838 nt
Organism: Myripristis murdjan (pinecone soldierfish)
Lineage: Eukaryota; Metazoa; Chordata; Actinopteri; Holocentriformes; Holocentridae
Gene: ela3l
Product: elastase 3 like
Exons: 8
Coding region: 1-810 (269 amino acids)
Biological process (GO): proteolysis
Molecular function (GO): serine-type endopeptidase activity
Source: RefSeq, a predicted model, not a curated record
AUGAUCCCCAUCGUGUUGGCCUCAGUGCUCAUUGCUAGCGCCCUUGGGUGCGGCACCCCACCCAUUGAGCCCCUGACAUCCCGUGUUGUCAACGGGGUAGAUGCCAAGCCCCACAGCUGGCCCUGGCAGAUCUCCCUCCAGUAUGAAAAAGCUGGUGAAUGGAGACACACUUGUGGAGGAUCUCUGAUUGCUGCCAACUGGGUCAUGACCGCAGCUCACUGUAUCAACUCCAAGCUCUCCUACAGGGUGUUUGUUGGCAAACACAACCUGGUGGUGGAUGAAGCUGGCUCCAAGGCUAUCCUGCCUGAGAAGAUCAUUGUCCACCAGAAGUGGAACCCCAUCCUGGUGGCCCUUGGUAAUGACAUUGCCCUGAUCAAGCUGUCUGAGCCGGUGACUUUGAGUGACCAGGUGCAGUUGGCUUGUAUUCCUGCUGCUGGCACUGUGCUGCACAACCUCUAUCCCUGCUACAUCACCGGAUGGGGCAGGCUGUCCACCGGAGGCCCCAUUGCUGAUAAGCUGCAGCAGGCUUUGAUGCCUGUGGCUGACCAUGCCACCUGCUCCCAGCCUGACUGGUGGGGUAUCGCUGUCAGGACCACCAUGGUGUGUGCCGGCGGGGACGGCAUCGUGGCUGGAUGCAAUGGUGACUCUGGUGGUCCUCUGAACUGCAAGAACACUGAGGGAGUCUGGGAGGUUCACGGCAUUGCCAGCUUCGUCUCCGGUCUUGGCUGCAACUACGAGAAGAAACCCACCGUCUUCACCCGUGUCUCUGCCUUCAAUGACUGGAUCGACCAGGUUAUGAUGAACAACUAAAGCUGAAGGAGAAAGGUCAAUAAAAAAG